CCCGGCCAAAGUUUAUGAAAAAUUAGUUGUUUAAUGUUCAUACUUAUAAAGUGCACUGCGAUGCUUCACAGUUCACAGGUCCCCUUUUGGAUGCAUCCCUUCUGAAAGUUUCUGUUUGUUGUUUUUCUGAUUAGGGUUCUUACAGACUCAAUUCCUACACAAUGAAAUUGACACCUCUGAAAUCAGUGGAUAAUGCGCACGACGAGUCGGUGUGGGCGGUCACAUGGAUUCCCGCCACAAGCUCUCGAUCUCCCCUUCUUCUCACGGGCUCACUGGACGAGACUGUGAGGCUGUGGCGGUCCGAUGACCUCGUCCAUGACCGCACCAACACCGGCCACUGCCUCGGUGUUGCUUCUGUCGCGGCGCAUCCUCUCGGCUCCAUUGCUGCGUCCUCUUCCCUCGAUAGCUUCGUUAGGGUCUUCGAUGUCGAUUCCAACGCCACUAUCGCUACUCUGGAAGCUCCCCCGUCUGAAGUUUGGCAAUUGAAAUUUGAUCCCAAGGGUUCCAUUCUGGCAGUUGCCGGUGGAAGUAGUGCUUCAGUCAAGCUAUGGGACACUUCCACAUGGGAGCUUGUUGCCACCCUGUCUAUUCCUCGUCCAGAAGGGCCCAAGCCAACUGACAGAAGUAGCAGUAAAAAGUUUGUCCUAUCAGUUGCGUGGAGCCCUGAUGGUAAACGGCUUGCUUGUGGCUCGAUGGAUGGCACCCUUUCGGUCUUUGAUGUAACUCGUGGCAAAUUUUUACACCACCUUGAAGGCCACUACAUGCCGGUGCGCUCGCUUGCAUAUUCACCCUAUGAUCCAAGGCUGUUGUUUACAGCUUCGGAUGAUGCGCAUGUCCACAUGUAUGAUGCUGAUGGAGGAAGCCUGGUUGCAUCCAUGUCAGGUCACGCUAGUUGGGUGCUAUGCGUGGAUGUUAGCCCAGAUGGGUCUGCCAUCGCCACAGGUUCAAGCGAUAAAACUGUGAGGCUUUGGGAUCUGAACAUGAGGGCUCCUGUACAGACAAUGAGCAGCCACGCAGACCAAGUGUGGGGAAUUGCAUUUAGGCCACUUGGAGGGAGCAACAUCCGAGUUGGCCGGCUUGCUAGUGUAUCAGAUGAUAAGAGCAUAGCGUUGUAUGAUUAUUCCUGAAGUCAGGUAGGCAUUUAGAGGAUGAAAUCACUGGAUUUGCUGGUUGUACUUCUGAAACCUCUGACAAUGAGUUUCUUCCUAUGUUUGAACUUUUCAUAUUAGUUAAUUAGGAUUUACAAAGCAAUUGCCUGUUCGAUUGGAGGAGAAAAUAUGAAGACCCUGAGCAUGGGAUCAAAUUCGGAUGACAAUGAUCUCCUCCAGUUUCCUUCGUGCCAGGAAAAACCCCAAGUGCCUUCAAUCUUUGUAGUUUGACCCAAAAAGCUUCACAUGCUUUAGCCAUGUCUAUCGACUUGGUGUAUGUUGAGCCUACUCAGAAGGUGAUAUGGCAUUUUUUUCCCACCUGUA
Messenger RNA from Prosopis cineraria, 1472 nucleotides. RefSeq names its product WD repeat-containing protein VIP3-like. The record is from RefSeq and is a predicted model, not a curated record. The coding region runs from base 162 to 1127 and encodes 321 amino acids. The transcript is spliced from 2 exons. Gene Ontology annotation, molecular function: protein binding. Gene Ontology annotation, cellular component: Cdc73/Paf1 complex. Lineage: Eukaryota; Viridiplantae; Streptophyta; Magnoliopsida; Fabales; Fabaceae.